CUUCGGUCGCCUCCUGUCAUCCACGCCGCCGCAGGAGCGUCCGUGGAGCUGUUGAGGCAGCGGCUGCUCGCUUUGUGCGUCCUCCGUCGCCCACCUGUGCCGCUGAUGGAGCAGACGCUGCGUUCCAUGGAAUAAUUCAUACACUGUUGCGUGCGUCGUCCUCUCGGCGGAUUGGCUUUUUUUUUGCAUCACUGGGCGCCCAAAGUUGUGAUUAUGCCUCCGCGCAGCGUUUGGGAUUGGUAAUAUCCUUCUGUGCGAGGGUGAAGCCUCAUUCGCAUGUGAGUGAACAAAACCCUACCGCCUCCGGGACGUGGACAAAACAUGGACAGUUUUUUCUAAUACAUUCACCAUGGGAUUAUUACAGCUAUUUCUGCUUCUCGGCACAUUUUGCGCCUCCUCAGUUGCAGGCUUCGGGGUUGACCCUGCCCUGCGCAUCAGCGUGUUUGAUGAAUUGACCCUUGGAGAAGGCUUUGAUGGCGUUACUCAGGUCCAGGGCUUCCACAGCGAGUCCAGAGCUUUCCACUUCCAAGGGUCUUCCAGGGAAGUGAAGGCUCCUGUUGAGGUCUCAGAGCAAAUGAUGCAGAAGCUGAGAGGCAAGAAUGAGUUUACCGUGUUGGUGACCCUGAAACAGGAUCACCUCAACUCUGGGGUCAUCCUCUCCAUCCACCAUUCUGAGCACAGGUUCCUGGAGCUGGAGAGCAGUGGCCAGCGCAGCGAGGUGCGUCUUCAUUAUCGUACAAAAGGCCAGCAGGCCCACACUGAGGUGUUCCCCUACAGCCUGGCUGAUGACCAGUGGCACAAGGUCUCCGUGGCCAUCAGUGCCUCUCAUGUCAUACUUCACGUCGACUGCAACAGGAUCUAUGAGCGGGUGGUGGAAGCCCCCUUCAUGGACAUCCCCGAGGACGCUUCCUUCUGGCUGGGGCAGAGAAACGCCGCUCAUGGCUUCUUUAAGGGAGUGAUGCAGGAUGUGGAGAUCCUGGUGAUGCCACAGGGUUACAUCUCACAGUGCCCAGACCUGAACAGAACUUGCCCAACCUGCAAUGAUUUCCAUGGACUUGUACAGAAAAUCAUGGAACUACAAGAUAUACUUGCUAAAACGUCCAGCAAGCUGUCCAGGGCGGAGGAGAAGAUGAAUGGGCUGGAUGGCUGCUAUUGUGAGAGAACCUGCAGCGUCAAGGGGGUCGUCUACAGGGAGGACGAGGGCUGGACAGAUGGCUGCAGGAACUGCACGUGCACGAAUGGCAGCGUGCAAUGCGAGGCCGUCUCCUGUCCUCCCCCUCAGUGCCCGGCGGGCACGGCGCCUGCCUACGUAAAGGGCGCGUGCUGCAAGGAGUGCCAGCCUGUUUGCCUGUUCGGUGGAAGGGAGCUGGUGGAGGGGGAUCAGAAGGCCGUGCGUGACUCCGCUGGCAGGUGCCUGCUGUUUGAAUGCAGAGACAGGACCCUGCACCGAGUGGUCCCCAGCGAGCCUUGUCCCGAACUCAACUGUCCGGAGGCGGAGCAGAUCGCGUUGAGUGACCGAUGCUGUAAAGUCUGUAGAGGUCAUGACUUCUGCUCAGAGGGCCACAGCUGCGUGGAGCACUCCGACUGUGUGAACCUGGAGGCAGGAGACUGCUGUGUUUGUAAAGAUGGCUUCCGCCCACUGAGAGAUGAUAAUGCUUACUGUGAAGAUAUUGAUGAGUGCGCCGAAGGGAAGCACUACUGCAGAGAAAACACCAUGUGUGUUAACACCCCUGGCUCCUUCAUGUGCAUCUGCCACACAGGCUACAUCAGGAUCGAUGACUAUUCCUGCACAGAACACGACGAAUGCCUCAGUGGACUCCACAACUGCGAUGAGAACGCGUUGUGCUUCAACAUGGUUGGAGGCCACAGCUGCUCCUGUAAACCCGGCUACACCGGUAAUGGGACCGUCUGCAAAGCCAUGUGCGACGGAUUGUGCCAGAACGGGGGAACCUGCGUGUCACCCAACAACUGUGUUUGCCAACAAGGAUUUACUGGGAAGAGGUGUGAGACAGAUAUCGACGAGUGUGUGGACGGCUUCGUCGAGUGCGAUAGUAAGUCCACUUGUGUCAACUUGCCCGGCUGGUACCACUGUGAGUGCCGCGACGGUUACCAUGACAACGGCUUGUUUUCCGCCAAUGGGGAGUCGUGUGUAGAUAUUAAUGAAUGCAAGACAGGGAGGAACACCUGUGCCAACGACACCGUGUGCUUCAACCUGGAAGGAGGCUACGACUGCCGGUGCCCCCACGGGCACAACUGCACCGGCGACUGUAUCCAUGACAACAAGGUGAAGCACAGCGGGCAGAUCUGGGUGCUGGACAGCGAUAGGUGCUCAGUGUGCUCCUGCCAGGCCGGCCAGGUCAUGUGUCGCCGGAUGGUGUGCGACUGCGACAACCCCAGCGCCGACCUCUUCUGCUGCCCCGAGUGCGACCCGCGCCUCAGCAGCCAGUGUCUGCACCAGAACGGCCUGCUCACCUACGGCAGCGGCGACACCUGGGUGGAGAACUGCCAGCAGUGCCAGUGCCUGCAGGGGCAGGUGGACUGCUGGCCGCUGCCGUGUCCGCCCGUGGACUGCGAGUUCACGCUGGUGCCCGAGGGCGAGUGCUGCCCCCGCUGCGUCACGGACCCCUGCCAGGCGGACACCAUCCGCAACGACAUCACCAAGACGUGCACGGACGAGCACGGCAUCUCGCGCUUCAGCGGCUCCUCCUGGAUCAAACACGGCACCGAGUGCACCCUGUGCCAGUGCAAGAACGGACACAUCUGUUGCUCAGUGGACCCCAUGUGCCUUUAGUCCCGGCAGAGCUGAAGGCACCUGUACAGUGUUCUCCAUGUCAAAAAGAAAAAAAAAUCACCACCAACCAUGUGUCUCUUCACCGUCCUCUCACAGCUGUGGGUCAAAUAGUGUUUGCAUUGUCAGGACUUGUCUCAGCCUGCUAAUCCAGAUGGAUGGCGUUUACCAAUCAGGAUAAUCUCCGUAAUGUCGCAUUGUCCAAGACAGACAACUGUACAAAAUCAACCUCCAGGUGCUUUGUGCCCAUUUCUACGAGGCUGUGUUCUGUUACGGUAAACGGCGCCGAUCCGGUGUCUCAUGCACGAUUUAGAGUUGUUUGCAAAUACUGCGUGACCUGCGUCUGCCUCCUCGACUCCUCUUUAUACCAAAUGCGCCCACGUCGGUCCAAACAGACGGUGGACUACGGCCUCCUUGUUCUGUCUCAUCACCUAGAGUGAGCCUUUAUGGGCCUCACGUCCCCCACGUCUCACUCAUCUCUACAUGACGCUGUAAGAUAUUACUAUUCCUGGCAUGACUGUGCUUGAUGUCCAAGACGUUUUUGCUAAUUUCUAAAUAAAUAAUGAUUAUGACGAUAAGUUACAGUAGGUAGAGUGAAGGCAGUUAGCAUAAGGUUCCGUUGCCACAUUUGAGUCGUCUAUAUUAUGUGGUGCUUUGUAGCGGUUUUCUUUCAUUUCUCUUUUAUGGAAUUUUACUUUUAAAGCUUGUUCUCGUGUAAUAGUGAAAUAAAGUAUUUCCAUUUACAUUUAA
Betta splendens (Siamese fighting fish) is the source of this 3538-nucleotide messenger RNA. It is a transcript of the gene nell2a, whose product is annotated as neural EGFL like 2a. Gene Ontology annotation, molecular function: protein binding; calcium ion binding. NCBI's taxonomy places the organism in Eukaryota, Metazoa, Chordata, Actinopteri, Anabantiformes, Osphronemidae. The transcript is spliced from 20 exons. Bases 350 to 2791 code for a protein of 813 amino acids. The record is from RefSeq and is a predicted model, not a curated record.